AUGGAACAAGAAGAAGAUAAAAAAAAUUUAUUUGAAGCUGAUCCAACAAUCCCUGUUUCAUGCACACUAUACAUCAACAAUCUUGAUCAAAGUAUUAAACCAAAUAGAAUUAGAGAUUCUCUUAAUACUGUUUUUGGAGCAUAUGGAAAUGUACUUCAGGUAUGUGUUAGAAAAAGCUUAAAAAUGAGAGGACAGGCAUUUGUUAUUUAUGAUACGAAAGAAUCAGCACAAUUUGCAAUGGAAUCAUUACAAAAUCAUGAAUUAUUUGAUAGACCAAUGCAUAUCAACUACUCUAAAGUUGAAAGUGAUAUUAUUGUUAAGAAUCAAGGAAAAGAAAUUACUCGUGAAAGAAAACCAAAACAAAUUAAAGUUCAAAUAGAAAAAACUCUUGAACAUGAAGAAAGUCCAAUUAACCAAGAUACAGAAAAGAAAGAAUCUAAUGAGACUAAACUUCCUCCAAACUCACCAACCAAAUAUACAAAUAAUAGGUUAUUUAUUAAGAGUGUUCCACAAAGUGUAAGUAAACAAAGAUUAGAAGAAUUAUUUAAACAACAAGAAGGUUUUGUUGAAGUUAGGUAUAUUGUUAUUAAAGGAAAUGCUGUAGCAUUUAUAGAAUUUAAAGAUGAAACAUCAUCAGAAAAAGCAAUGCAAAAAGGUAUAGGACAGAGUGAAGGAAUUAUACUCCAAUUUGCUAAUUAA
This is a messenger RNA of Entamoeba nuttalli P19, 699 nucleotides long. Its product is annotated as U1snRNP-specific protein, putative. The record is from RefSeq and is a predicted model, not a curated record. Gene Ontology annotation, molecular function: mRNA binding. Gene Ontology annotation, cellular component: cytosol. The transcript is spliced from 2 exons. Bases 1 to 699 code for a protein of 232 amino acids. Lineage: Eukaryota; Evosea; Mastigamoebida; Endamoebidae.